Ceraceosorus guamensis is the source of this 1766-nucleotide messenger RNA. RefSeq names its product aromatic compound dioxygenase. The transcript has 4 exons. The coding region runs from base 277 to 1686 and encodes 469 amino acids. The record is from RefSeq and is a predicted model, not a curated record. NCBI's taxonomy places the organism in Eukaryota, Fungi, Basidiomycota, Exobasidiomycetes, Ceraceosorales, Ceraceosoraceae. Gene Ontology annotation, molecular function: iron ion binding; oxidoreductase activity, acting on single donors with incorporation of molecular oxygen, incorporation of two atoms of oxygen.
UGGUCCUCAGAGUCCAACGGCUGUCGUCGUCUGAGCUCAAGGCCCAAGAAUGCGCAGCUGGUCUUCACAGCAUCGCGGCAACGCGGCACCUGUUAUUGGGCAGGCGCUGGCAACCAGAAAAUGACAAAGAACGCAGCUCGUAUGGUUUGCGUCAAUCGCUUCACUGUAGCGAAGGUAUAAAGGGAGCCCAAGUUGAGAACACUCUUUCAGCUUUUUCCUCAUACACACCACUUGAUCUGGACCUGAACCUCAUCUCUCACACCAUAAACACCGUUCAUGUCUAAGAUGCAGCUCCUUACUCCCACCUUACUCCUUGCCCUGGCUCUUGCCGCCACAGCUCAUCCGCACCACUCCGUGUCGAAGCGUGAGCUUGCUCACAUGCGUCGAGCCGAUGAAGCUCUUCAAGCUCGUGCAGCCCAUUGUUCCCACAAGAGUAGAGCUUAUAAGGAAGCUAGAAAGCUUCAUAGUCGGCGCGGACUAGGCAACGCAAGCAUCCGUAGCGUGAUGGACGAGCACUUCGGCGACCUUCUGCAGAAGCGCGUCGAACCUCAUAUGAACCCAAUCACGCAAAAUGACACUUGCGUUCUUAGCCCAGAGAUGACCGAAGGUCCUUACUAUGUCGUUGGCGAACUGAUCCGUCAGAACAUCACCGAAGGUCAAGCAGGCGCCGCUCUCCAUCUCAACAUGGGCUUUCUCGACAUCGAAACCUGCCAACCGGUGCCCAACGUCUAUGUAGAAUUCUGGCACGCAAACUCGACAGGCUACUAUUCUGGUUACACGGCCAGCAACCCAGGUGGUGGAGGUGGCGAAUCCAGCCCUGGGACCAGCGCCUCGGACUCCUCAAGUGCUCUUUCCGCAUCAGGCAGCUCCUCUCAAACCAUCUUCUCUGCCACUGGCUCACAAUCGGCGUCUGCGUCUGCAGCGAGUGGCAUGCCUUCGGGCACGCCGCCGUCCGGCAGCGGUAACACUACCUCAAGCUCUGGAGCACCAGGCGGAUCUGGAUCUAGCGGUGGGCCUGGCUCUUCCUCAGGACCCACCGACAACACCUCCUUUUUACGUGGCAUCUGGCCAACCAACGAGGAUGGAGUCGUAGAGAUCUACACGCUCUUCCCAGGUCAUUACUCGGGACGCGCGGUUCACGUGCACUACAAGGUCCACGCAAACGUGACUCUCAACGCCAACGCCACCAUCCAGAGCAACACUCUGCUUCACACUGGCCAGCUCUUCAUUAGCGAAGACGAGACUCAGGCGUAUCUUCAGAAUGCGGCGUAUGCUUCGAACACGGGUACAAGGACAACGAACGAUGAGGACAACAUUCUAGAGGCGACUGCCAAUUCGGGUGCAAGCUCCAUGCUCGAUAUCGAAGCUUUCGAUGGAUCUGACAUUGCCAACGGGGCUUGGGGUUGGAUCACAAUCGGAGUGAAUGCCUCUGCCGUUGCAUCGGGCGCUGUAGCAGGUAACAGCGUGGACACGACCAACAUUACGACUUCUCGAGACUCGACGCAGGAGCAGGCAGCACUCUCAGCCCUCUCGGCGGACUCGGACUCGGUCGCUACCAGCAUCGCUGGCGCCAUUGCUGCAGCUCCAACUUCCAGCUCCGAAGAGGCUUCUUCUGGCCAGGCGGACUCUGCCAGACGCUCUCUUCAUCUCGGUAUGUGGAGGGCCCUUGGCUUCGGCCGUCGUUAGAGCUUGCCCACUUGAGGAUGCGGGCGGCUACUGUGCCGCGCGAAAGUUGCGUGGAUAUUCAGAUCCGUCGCAUCAUUCGA